AUGGUUAACAGUGGGGUGUGCAGUCUCCGUACGCGUUGCCUGCGUUUUCCUCACCUCCCGGAGACACCGCUUUUUCCGCCACUUCGUUUCUCACUUACUUGCCGGUGCCGGCGGGCUCUGGUCACCGCGUCUGCUGUCUCUGAAACGUACAAGAAGAAGGAGACUAGAGAGAAAGUCAUUGUGAUUUCUGGACCUACUGGCGCCGGUAAAAGUCGGCUUGCAUUGGAACUCGCUAAGCGGCUCAAUGGAGAAAUUGUCAGUGCCGACUCUGUCCAGGUGUACCAAGGUCUUGAUGUUGGAUCAGCUAAACCCUCCCCAAAUGAUAGAAAGGAGGUAAAACAUCAUCUGAUUGACAUAUUGCAUCCAUCUAAAGACUACUCAGUUGGACAAUUUUUUGAGGAUGCAAGGCAAGCUACAAGAUGUAUCCUUGACAAUGGCCGUGUUCCCAUAGUUGUUGGGGGAACUGGGUUGUAUUUACGAUGGUUCAUAUAUGGAAAACCAGAUGUUCCCAAAGCUUCUGCAUAUGUCAAAUCCAAAGUGUAUUCAGAGUUAGCUGAACUACAGAAAAAUGAAGAUUGGGAUGCUGCUGUGCAGUUGGUGGUAGAUGCAGGUGAUGCAAAGGCCCAAACUUUAGCAGUGAAUGAUUGGUAUCGAUUACGGCGUAGCCUAGAGAUUAUCAAAUCUAGUGGAUCACCUCCUUCUGCUUUUCGGGUGCCGUAUGAUUCUUUCAGGGAACUGGGUGAUUCUAGUGAUACCAAUGGUUUUGAAUCUUCCGAUGUCAAAAUUUCUGGCAAUUCAGUGGAAGAUUCCAAGUUCUCAGAUUUGCCUUAUGAGUUCAUAUGCUUUUUCCUUUCUAGUCAGAGGCUUGACCUAUAUAAAACAAUCGACCAGCGGUGUGAAGAUAUGCUAUUAGGAAGGGAUGGGAUUCUGUCUGAGGCUCGAUGGCUUCUAAAGUUGGGUCUUCAUCCCAACUCCAAUUCUGCAACACGAGCAAUCGGCUAUAGACAAGCUAUGGAAUACCUACUUAGAUGCCAACGACAUGGAGGGCAGAGUUCAGCUGAAGAAUUUUACAAUUUUUUGUCUGAAUUUCAAAAAGAAACUAGGAAUUUUGCAAAAAGACAAUUGACAUGGUUUCGCAAUGAUCAUAUUUACCACUGGCUCGAUGCUUCCAAGCCACUGGAUGCAAUUAUUGAAUUCAUUGACAAUGCAUAUCAUGAUUGGAGUGGAAAGCUCGUUGUGCCUGAACACCUUAGAAUGUCUAAAGAUAUAUCUAAUCGCCAAGAAGCUGCUCAACUUAAGUCUUACCGCACAAAAAAUAGGCAUUUCAUGAAAGAUGAAGAUUGUUCUCGUAUUCUGGAGUGGAUAAGAAAGACUGAAGAAUGAACCAAUGGUCCGUUUCCUUUUGCAUUCCCUCACACUGGCCUCAAUUUUGACAUUAUUGAAGAAAGAAGAAUGCUGUUCAGAUUGCACGUAAAGAUGCCAGAAUCAAGAAACGCUGAAAUGUUCAAAAUGGAGAGACUGGUCAACAAAAGCUGAGAAAGGUAUAGCAUGUAGGAAAGAAGUUGAUCAGCACAUGUAGGCUGAAGAAAACUGAUGGAACAUAAGGAUGAUACGUAUAUUUUGAAGAAACCUAUAGAAAGAAAUGAAUUUGCUUUUUUGUUUUAA
Neltuma alba is the source of this 1665-nucleotide messenger RNA. Its product is annotated as tRNA dimethylallyltransferase 9. NCBI's taxonomy places the organism in Eukaryota, Viridiplantae, Streptophyta, Magnoliopsida, Fabales, Fabaceae. The record is from RefSeq and is a predicted model, not a curated record. The transcript has 12 exons. Gene Ontology annotation, biological process: tRNA modification; cytokinin biosynthetic process. The coding region runs from base 1 to 1383 and encodes 460 amino acids. Gene Ontology annotation, molecular function: tRNA dimethylallyltransferase activity.